Symbiodinium sp. CCMP2592 is the source of this 3402-nucleotide messenger RNA. Lineage: Eukaryota; Dinophyceae; Suessiales; Symbiodiniaceae. The record is from the annotation of a GenBank genome assembly.
AUGUCAGAACUUUUCAUGCGUGUUCAGGAGCAGGAACUCAACAUGUUGCCGCGUGUUCAGGAGCAGUGGAUAGAGAUUGCAUUUGACGAGACCCAGGAGCCAGUAUCCAUGCAGACAACUGCAGAAACGGCUCAAGUCAUGGUGCUUCACAUGAAGUUUUUUCGGCUGCCAGCCCGGGGCGCAAAACUUCACGUGUUCAGAGUGGUGUUGCCCACCGUGGUGCUGCCAGGCACGACCACUGCCGACCUCCUCGGUGGCUUGUUGGCACGCGUCCCCGUAGCUUUGGAGCAGCUCAAAGCCGUCGCUGAUAGAACCACCUUCUUGUUGAACACUGACAGUUUCGGCAGCUGCCUAAAGUUGGUGAAGUGUUUGCAAACAAGUCAUGCCUGCCUGAGCUGUCCGUGCCGUAUGCACCAGUUGUGCUUGUCAAUGACGGCAAGCAUUGCUCAAUCCGGCUUGAUGGCAUCCUUGUUUUGCAGUGCGCUGCUGCUGCGGAGGUCACGCUUGCAGAAAACGCUCCGUGCCAGACUGAAGCGCUUGGUGUUUGAGAAACUCCGCAUCGAGUACGAGCCGCCCAGCUCUUCGGCUGUCAGCCAUGCCAGAGCAGUGUGGGACUUGAUUUGGCCUUUGAUUCAAGCGCGGCACGACAAGGACAAGCGCGUCACCACUCCAAGAGCCCAGGCAUGGCGCAGGCUGCGCAAAAACCUUUGUGGCCCCUUGGAUGACACGACCAGUGUGGUGCAUUACUGUCCAUACGGAUGUCACCACUCCAGGGAUGAGGCGGCUUCAGAGAUCUUUGAGGACUUGUGCGUUGUCUUCCUGGACUCCCCGCCUGUGGUGCCGGCUCUGAACAAGUGGACAAAGCUCGCCCCGCCGGUGAUGUGGUUUUCUUGCUUCCUGCAGGUUCAUGGUUUGCUCGCCCAGUGCUUGCAGCCGAUGAUAGAUGCAAAUGCUGCAAACGUGUCGCUACCGGUGCUGUGUGGGGAUGAGGAGAUCGAGCAAGACACAGAGGAGCAAGGGUGCGGUUUCGGAAACUUCGAAAAGGAAGAGGCCGCAAGGUUUCGGAAGUUUGCUCGGUUCGCCACCUGCCCAGAAGUAGGGCCCAAACUGGCGGCGACGCUGCUCUCAUUGCUCCCAGGUCUAUCUAUCAUGGGAAAAUUCUUCGACUCUGCGGAGGAGUGUGCUGACCCAAGCACAAGUCAUGCAGCAACCACCCUGAGUUUCACUCAGGCUUCGCAGUCGCCUGCUGUCAGCACGAUUGAAGUUUUGCUGUCUGCCUUGUCCUCUGAACAGAGCUCGCACUGGCUGUCACUGUGCCUUCCGGGUUCUGCAGGCUGGGAUGCCAGAAGGUUCCAAUGUGCAGCAACACCAGCAUGGGUGCAGGUUGGCCAGUUGUACUCCAGGUUGGUGAUGCCUUUCAGUGCAUGGCCUUUCAAGGCAGGCCGCAUGCUGGAGCCAGGCGUCUCCCGCCAAACGCAAGAGGCCUUGGCGAAGGAGUUGUUGGGGUUGUGCGAGCACCGCGACCCGUACAUUUCCUUCAUGAAGCAAGGCUUGGAGGAGGUCGACGACGUGCUGUCCCCUGACAACUUACUGCGAAUGAAGCACCUUCUGGAGGUUGCUCCUGUGACAAACAUUGUGAGCGAAAAGUCAUUCGCAGGUUCCCACACCCGCCGAAUGGCGGAUCACGGUCAAAGUCCGAAGUUGCCAACGCUGGCUGCGCAACAUGUGUUGGCCCAGAGCAAAAGUAUUUUGGACAGCGAGGUUUUUUCGGCUGUCAGCCAUGAAACGGCAGAAGCAGGGACCAAGACCAACAGCAACGGCUGGUCUGAGUUCCUGCGCGCCAACCAUGCAACUGGUCAGAGCAUGCGGUCGUUAGCCGACAAGUGGGGGGCGCUCAGCCGUGACGAGAAGGCUACGUUCACUGCUGCAGCCAAGACGCGGCGACCGCCAGCCUCACCGCAGCUGGCGCCGCCGCCACAGCUGGCGCCGCCAGCGCAGCAGGCGUUGCCCAGAAGACCUCCUGCUUCUACUAGUACUGCCUGGCCUCACUGUGGAGACGACUUCUACCCAUUGCGCCAAGAGGGCUUGGAUGGCAUGGCUGGAGCAGUCCGCUCCCUAGCUGCCAACUGGGUGCAGCGUGUAGGGGAUGGCCCAUGCAAGCCUGCCCAGGCAGUUGUUGAGGACUGCGGAGCUUGGUGUCGCGGCCAAGUUUGCUUCAAAAAGCUGAGUGACUCUCGCCAGCAGGCUUUGGAGUACAUGCGUGUGAAGCUGAACCGAUUCGCUGCCUUCUGCAAGGAGAAAGCACCUGUCUUCGACGACAUGUGGCAGAUCCUCCCGGUUUUGCAUGUGAACGUGCGAAAUCCGGCUGGCGCCGGCUCCAGUGCAGACCGACCCUGCGGUGUCACCUUGCUGCAGCUCUGCCCGCUGCACGACUCGCAAGUGUUCUGCUUGUCUGAGAAAUCCGACAUACCAGCUGUGGGCACUGUGCUGGAGUUUCAGCCCGACUUGUGCAACUUGCGAGGAGCAGUCGAGGUUAUGCAAUUCUGCGCAUCAUUGCAGCUGCAGCAGUCGAUGGACGGUUUUGCAGACUCUGUGCAAUGUUUGCGCCUGCGCUGCGAGCACCAGGGUUUGACGACUUUGAGAGUCACCGCCAUUGAGGACAUGGCAGGCAUGGAAGCAGAAGCAGCACACAGAAGAAGACGCGACAAGGAUGCCGCCAAAGUCGCAGCAGCUCUUUCGCGGCUGCAUGAUGCUGCGCUGCUGCAGCCGAAGCGCCGACGCAUUACUUCCAAGCGAGCAGAUACAACGCAUCAACCAAAGCGGCACGUUAUCCCUGCGCAAUCUUCCGGCUGUCAGCCAGAGGCAGGGGCUAGCGAAGAUGCUGAGCAACAACAAGAAUUGUGUGAGUGGGAUGAGGAACUAGAUGCAAGCGCAGUGGCUGCAAAUGGUGCGGAUGCGUACGCGGCCCUGGAGCAAGAAAUUUUGGAAGUGGGUGCGUCCGCCGAGGACUUAGUGGAGAUGAGAGAAGCGUCAGCGGCAGAUGGACGCGAGGCAUUGCAAGAACGCGGGGAGAAUGGGCCUGCUCAAGUCGGGCAGACGGUGCAACAAGCAGCGAGACUUGUGCGCAUGGACCCUGCGACUGGUCGUGUUUUCCGCACCGACACUGAGCCCAACCAGUAUAUAGGAAGGAUGACGCAGAUCAAAGUCAACACACCGCAGGAGGCCUUUUCCGUUUACUGUUCGCUUCACGGCUGUCAGAUCAUGCGCGGCAUCCGCCGUUGCCCAUCAACAGACGAACUCCUGCGAUGGUUCGAAGAGGGCCUGCAGUUGCCCAAAGGCAAAGACGCUGCGGUGCAAAGAAAACACAAAAGUUCGUUCCCUGAAGCCGAGCCAUCGGCGUGA